AUGAAACAAAAGCCUAUUAACGCAUUCUUCGGGGGUUCUGCCAAGAAAGAUACGGAGCCUCCCAAGUCGACGCAGCGAAAGAUUUCUGCUUUCUUUGGGAAUGGUGUCAAGGCGGAGCUUACGCCAGGUCCUGUCGCAAACGGUCCUAUCACGCCCGGUGCAGCCGUGGCCACUCCACCUCCGGGGCCAAGCAACGGAGCCGCUGCGGCUGCUGCUGCGCCAGCAGCGCGGCUUUCACUAGACCCGGGUUUAAUGACUGACGAUGCCUUACCGGGGCCUUCAUCAGAACCCGCUGCUGCUGAAGCGGCAAAGGGUGCCACACCAGCAUUGGUUAGGCCAACCGCAGUCAAGGCGCCUGCAGGCGGCAGUACCAGCAAGCCCAAGGCACCAUCCUCAAGCGCUGCUGCUGCCGAUGCUCGGGGCCCCCCAACGGCAGUAGCCAAACCUGUUAAGGACCAGGCGAUGUUGAAGGCAAAGAGCGGUGGAGGCAAGGCGGCCAAGGCCAAACCCAACAAGACGGGCAAGUCCAGCGGGGGAGGACCUGGAGCCAGGAAGCGGUUGCGGCGGGUGGUGAUGGAAGACGACGAAGAGGGCGGGGGUGCCGUAGAGGACGGCCUAGAGGAUGACGACGUCGGUGGGGACCAGGAGCAACUGGAAGAUAGCGAUUACGAAGGAGCAAGCGAGAGUGGCAGUGAUGAGGCUUUUUCGGCAGAGGAGGAGGAGGAGAGUGAGGAGGAGGAAGAUGAGGCGGCAGAGAGCGAUGGAGACGAUGUCACGGCUGCCAUCGGCAAGAAGCGGAAGCGCCCUCCCACAAAGGUGGUGAUCUGCGGAUCUUGUGAAGGGAUUGGAGCUGGCGUUGGUGGAGUGGGUGGCGGUGUGGGGGGUUCCAACGGCGGUGGCAAGUCUGCAGUCACCAGCACACCUUGCACGGUGGCGCCCGGCUCGUGUGGUGGAGCUGGGGUGGGCAGGAGCGGGGGAGGCGGGCUAAAGAGCAUUGGAGGCGGGGGAAAUAUGGCAACGCCUUCCUCCGCGCGUAGCGGGAAGAGCGCCCUGGCGGAGACACCCAGCAAGUCGCAAGGUGGUUCGGAGCUGACACUGGGUGUUGCAGCCAGCAUGGAGGGUGAGGCGGCUCGCUUUGCUGACCGCAUGGCCGUCCGCUUCUCCUUCCUGCACCCGGACAACAUCCGCGACGCCAACCAGCGCCGACCCGAUCACCCGGAGUAUGACCCGAGGACUCUGUACAUACCGCCAGGCUGGUUCAAGGAAUUUAAGAUCAGUGAGGGUCAACAGCAGUGGUGGAAUUUCAAGGCCCAUAACUUUGACAGCGUGCUGCUGUUCAAGAUGGGCAAGUUCUAUGAGAUGUUUGAGAUGGAUGCGUAUGUGGGUGUGGAGGUGCUGGGUCUUACCUUUAUGAGGGGCGAGCAGCCCCACGCGGGCUUUCCCGAGGUCAAGUAUGCGGACAUGGCGGAGAGUCUGGCCAGGGCGGGGUACCGCGUGGUGGUGGUAGAGCAGGUAAUGAAGGGGACCGAGACACCUGAGAUGCUCGCCAAGCGCAACGAACAGCGCAGGAUGCAAGGCAAAAAACAGGCGAAUGUGGUGGACCGUCAGAAGGUGGCCGUACUCAGUCGGGGGACACUGGUGGAUGCGGAGAUGGUGGCGUCCAGGCCGGAUGCCUCGUACGUGCUGGCGGUUGCCGAGAUGGAUGUGGGUGGCGAUGAGCAGGAAGCAGCUGCGGAUAAAGCAGCUGGUGCGGUGCGCAUCGGGCUUUGUGCUGUGGAUGCAGCUUCGGGACAGGUUCUUGUCGGUGAGUUUGUAGAUGAUGAGGUUCGCUCCACUCUCAGAACUCAGCUCACGGCGCUGCAGCCCCAGGAGCUGGUGCUGCCUCGCAAGGCAUUGAGCGCCACGACAUCGCACGUGUUGCGGAACGGAGUUCGGGACCCCCGGGUCAACUCCAUGCGGGGCCCGGCUGGGGACUGGAGCGCGGAGAAGACUUACCGAGCAUUGCGCGAUGCCGAGUACUUUACGGCCAGCUCAGCGGCCCCUGCGGCCACUUCAUCACCAGCAGCAGCACAAGGGGGCGCUUACGGCACUUCAGAGGACAUGGAGGUGGACGGCUGUGGACAGGGGGCCGCUGCACCGGGGGCCACCCGGUCCAGCAGGCCCGACGUGGAUCCCUCGAAGCGCUGGCCCCAGCUGCUGCGCCGCAUUGUGUCUGACGGAGUGUCAUCUCGCCCGGCAGCCAUGGCGGCGCUGGGAGGCAUGAUCGCGUUUCUGAAGGACUCUCUAUUGGACCGGGCGGUGUUACCACUGGGCCGGUUUGAGGAGCUGCCUGCACUGGUGGCCUCCAGGGGGUCAGCUGGAGCUGGUGAGGAUAGCAGUGGUGCUGAUGUGGCUGGUGCCGAAGGUCCGCUGUACAUGGCCCUCAACGGGGCUGCACUGGAGAACUUAGAGAUCUUGGAAAACAGCGAUGGAGGCUCGGCAGGUACUCUCUUGUCCGUACUGGACAACUGCGCGACCCCUUUCGGUCGCCGCCGGCUGCGCCAAUGGCUGUGUCGCCCACUCGGCCGUAUCCCCGACAUCCAGGCGCGGCAGGACGCGGUGGCUCAGCUGUGUGGGGAGCUGGCGGAGGCGGUCGGACAGGCUCGCAAGCUGCUGGCAAGCGUCUCAGAUCUGGAGCGCGCUGUCGCCCGACUGCAUGCCUCCACCGUUUCGGGCGCUUCGGGUCGUGAUGCCGCCAAUGUGGUGCUGUACGAGGACGCGGGGAAGCGCCGCGUGGCCGCCCUCACCAGCGUCCUCAAGGACCUACGCGCCGCACACGGGGCACUGAGCAGGCUGAGGGAGGCAAUGCAGGGAGGCGGCGGGGGUAGUGAGCUGCUGCGGCGUAUCGUAUUCGACCGUUGCCGCCCAGCCGAGGUGUCCUCAGCUCUGGAAGCUUUGGAGGGGGCUACGGACUGGAAGGAGGCGGCCGCCACGGGGAGAGCAGUGCCUGAGCAGGUGGCGGGGGUGGGGGUGGGGGGUGUUGAUGAGGAGUACGAUGCCGCGAUGGAGGCGGUCGAUACGGUGGAACGUAAGAUGCAAGACUACCUCAAGGAGCUGCGCCAACGUUUCGGUCGCGAUGUGAACCUGGUGUCCGUGAACAAGGACUCCCACCUCGUCGAGGUGCCUGAUAGUGUGGCGGGCAAACUGGGGGGCGAGUUCCAUUUGGUGGGGAACAGGAAGGGUUACAAAAGGUUCACAGGCAACCGGCUCAAGGCUCUGGUUGCCGACCUUGACCGGGUGAUGGAGCGCAAGGAAGCGGUGCUGUCCAGCAUUCUCACGCGUCUUCUGGUCAAAUUUGUGUCGCACAAGGCGCUGUGGGUGGCGGUGGUGGAGGCUGUGGCGGAUCUGGAUGCGCUCAUGUCUCUGGCGGCGCACGCCAUGUCGCCACCCGAUGGGGGACCCAUGUGCAGACCCAAGCUGGUGCCACCGGCGGCACGUGACAGCGCAGCUGGCAAGACUGGCGACAGCGAGCCCAGUGGUGCGACCUUUGAUGCGGUGGCUAUGCGCCACCCUGCUGGUAUCAGUGGCCGCAACAACGGGGCCUUCGUGCCCAAUGACGUGCGGCUGGGAAGGGGAGGUAGCUGCGGUGGUGCACCUCCAUUUAUCUUGCUGUCCGGACCCAACAUGGGCGGCAAAAGCACAUUGCUACGGCAGGUGUGCCUAGCAACAGUGCUGGCACAGAUCGGAGCAUGCGUGCCGGCCGAGUCGCUUACCCUCAGUCCGGCUGACGCCAUCUUUGUGCGCAUGGGUGCUCGGGACGCCAUCAUGACCGGACAGUCCACAUUUUUUAUUGAGCUGGCGGAGACUGCCGCCAUGCUCGCCAAGGCAACCAGCGAUUCGCUGGUCGCGCUGGAUGAGCUGGGUCGUGGAACCGCAACGUUGGAUGGCGCGGCAGUGGCGGGUGCGGUCUUGCAACAUUUGGCGACGGUGACCGGAUGCCGUGGGCUGUUCGCCACACACUACCAUCACCUGUCUGAUGAGCAUGCCAAUGACCCUCAGGUAGCUGUAAUGCACAUGGCUUGUGCCGUUGAGGGUGCAGCUGAUGGUGAGGAGGCGGCAACGGCCCCGUCAUCUGUAGGCAACGGCACUGGCGGUGCCGGCGCGUCAUCAGGUGCCGAGGAGGUCACUUUCCUGUAUCGCCUCACACCGGGUGCCUGUCCCAAGAGCUACGGCACCAACGUUGCCCGGCUAGCUGGCCUUCCACCCAAAGUGGUGAUACGGGCAGCCGAGGUGUCCGCACAAUGGAACCAGGACCAGAAGCACCGGGAGCAUCCGCUUCGAGCGCCCAGUGGCUCCGAACCCGGACAGGAGAGAGGAGACGCCAUGGAGGUGGACGGCCAGGCCGCCGCGAGGUCUGCGGGAAGUACAGUUGCAGCAGCGGCGGCCGUGGACCUCAGAGCACUAGUGUCGGAGGUCCAGGGGUGGAGGUCCCGGAACGAGAAUUUGGACAUCGCGCAGCUACGGCAGUUGCAAGCCGCAGCGGCCAAACUGAUCGGAGCAAGCCCCUAGACCGCGGCUUGUGAAAGGAGCACGGGGAGAGUUGUUUGGCCUCCUUCGGUCUUCCAUGUCAGUACCGCGUGCCCAUUGGUGGGGUAGGACAGCUUGGCUGUAGAUUGUAUAGGAAGGAAUGGAUGUGAUUUCGCAUGUGAACUCAAGCAGGCAUGAAUGUGGUUAUGUGGGCACCUUUUGUCCUUAGGGCGGCAGGGUGUGUAAGGUCUAAAGGGCGUUUAAUAACGUUUCUGACAUUUCUUGGGCAGAAAGUCUACAAAAGGUGGCUUCUGUUUGGACGCCAUUUGUGCCGCUGUUAGGUGCUAAAUACGUAUUGUCGAUGCAGGACCAUGCCCGUCCACGGAGUUCGAUGUGAAGGCAAUUUGGGUUGCAAUUCUGUGCUAUUAACCGUGUGCAUGUGAGCAUGAACCACUUUCCAGCCUUAGAACCAUUAGGUCCCGAGGUUUCGAUACGAAGGGUCGCCUGGAUCAUCACUGUCUGUUGGCGUCUGUGUAUCAUCCAAGUGCACAGUGUUCAGGGACUUAGUGGUAGUAGCCGGUACGGGCCGGGUGGGUAAUUUUACAAGGUUUGGCAAGGCGAGACCUAAAUGAGGAGGUUGGACACACUUUCACAAAUACUUAAUCUAUGGUCUUGUGUGAUUAAUCUAUGUUGUCGAGCUCCGUGUCGAACAACCGUUAUUCCGUGUAACACCCUUGUACCUU
This is a messenger RNA of Volvox carteri f. nagariensis, 5249 nucleotides long. RefSeq lists its product as uncharacterized. Gene Ontology annotation, molecular function: ATP binding; ATP-dependent DNA damage sensor activity; mismatched DNA binding. The record is from RefSeq and is a predicted model, not a curated record. Gene Ontology annotation, cellular component: MutSalpha complex; nucleus. Gene Ontology annotation, biological process: mismatch repair. Bases 1 to 4548 code for a protein of 1515 amino acids. The transcript has 26 exons. NCBI's taxonomy places the organism in Eukaryota, Viridiplantae, Chlorophyta, Chlorophyceae, Chlamydomonadales, Volvocaceae.